GGCGGCCACUGUUUAGGGCGGGAGCGGCGGGAGCGCACGCAGAGCUGGAGGGAGUGCAGCCGCCGCCGCAGCAGCAGCAGCAGCACAUGGGCUGGCCCCGCCACUGCCACCGCCCCUAGCCCUAGCGGCCCGGGGCUCGCAGCCUCCUGCGGCACCAGCCAUGUCUCUCGGCGGAGUCUCCGAUCGCAGCGUCCCAGCCACCAAGAUUGAAAUUACCGUGUCCUGCCGGAACCUGCUAGACCUCGAUACCUUCUCCAAGUCCGACCCCAUGGUGGUGCUUUACACGCAAAGCCGGGCCAGCCAGGAGUGGCGGGAGUUCGGACGGACCGAAGUGAUCGACAACACGCUGAACCCAGACUUCGUGCGCAAAUUCGUCCUGGACUAUUUCUUUGAGGAAAAGCAAAAUCUGCGCUUCGAUGUGUACAACGUUGACUCCAAAACCAACAUCUCCAAACCGAAGGAUUUCCUGGGACAAGCGUUCCUGGCCCUGGGAGAGGUGAUCGGAGGCCAGGGCAGCCGCGUAGAGCGACCCCUCACGGGUGUACCAGGCAAGAAGUGUGGGACCAUAUUGCUGACUGCAGAGGAGCUUAGCAAUUGUCGGGACAUUGCCACCAUGCAGCUGUGUGCAAACAAGCUGGACAAGAAGGAUUUCUUUGGGAAAUCAGACCCCUUCCUCGUGUUCUACAGGAGCAAUGAGGAUGGCACGUUCACUAUCUGCCACAAGACAGAAGUUGUGAAAAACACGCUGAAUCCUGUGUGGCAGCCCUUCAGCAUCCCUGUGCGGGCACUGUGCAAUGGAGACUAUGAUAGAACAGUGAAGAUUGAUGUGUAUGACUGGGACCGCAAUGGAAGCCACGAUUUCAUCGGUGAAUUUACCACUAGCUACCGGGAGCUGAGCAAGGCCCAGAACCAGUUCACAGUGUAUGAGGUACUUAACCCUCGGAAGAAAUGUAAGAAGAAGAAAUAUGUCAACUCAGGAACUGUGACGCUGCUCUCCUUCUCUGUGGACUCUGAAUUCACGUUUGUUGAUUACAUCAAGGGAGGGACACAGCUGAACUUCACAGUAGCUAUUGACUUUACAGCUUCCAAUGGGAAUCCCCUGCAGCCUACCUCCCUGCACUACAUGAGUCCCUACCAGCUCAGCGCCUAUGCCAUGGCCCUGAAGGCAGUGGGAGAGAUCAUCCAGGACUAUGACAGUGACAAGCUCUUCCCAGCUUAUGGCUUUGGGGCUAAGCUGCCCCCAGAAGGACGGAUCUCCCACCAGUUCCCCCUGAACAACAAUGAUGAGGAUCCCAACUGUGUGGGCAUCGAGGGUGUGCUGGAGAGUUAUUUCCAGAGCCUGCGCACAGUGCAGCUCUAUGGGCCCACCUACUUUGCUCCUGUCAUCAACCAGGUGGCCAGGGCUGCAGCCAAGAUCUCUGAUGGUUCCCAGUACUAUGUUCUGCUCAUCAUCACUGAUGGAGUCAUCUCUGACAUGACACAGACCAAGGAGGCCAUCGUCAGUGCCUCCUCAUUACCCAUGUCUAUCAUUAUUGUUGGUGUGGGACCAGCCAUGUUUGAGGCAAUGGAAGAGUUGGAUGGUGAUGAUGUACGCGUGUCCUCUAGGGGACGCUACGCAGAACGGGACAUCGUUCAGUUUGUCCCAUUCCGAGACUAUGUUGACCGGUCGGGGAACCAGGUGCUGAGCAUGGCCCGACUGGCCAAGGAUGUGCUGGCCGAGAUCCCGGAGCAGCUGCUGUCCUAUAUGCGCACUAGGGACAUCCGGCCUCGGCCCCCACCCCCUGCUAACUCCAGUCCAACACCAGCUCCAGAGCAGCCCUGAGGAGUCUACAUAUCCAAUGCCUAGCAGUCUGCUCGCCUGCUCACCCACUGCUUCUGCUGAAAGCCAGAGGCACCUGGAGCCCUGGACCUCACUAGGAGGGCCAGCUUGGAGGAUUGGUGCUGGCUGACAAGCCCUCUGCUCCCUCGCCUGCAGAAGGGCCUGGCACUAUCACCGCCUCCCUGCCUUCAUGCCAAUAAUAAAGCUAAUCUUUA
Messenger RNA from Propithecus coquereli (Coquerel's sifaka), 2034 nucleotides. It is a transcript of the gene CPNE9, whose product is annotated as copine family member IX. The record is from RefSeq and is a predicted model, not a curated record. The transcript is spliced from 21 exons. Gene Ontology annotation, cellular component: plasma membrane. Lineage: Eukaryota; Metazoa; Chordata; Mammalia; Primates; Indriidae. The coding region runs from base 161 to 1822 and encodes 553 amino acids. Gene Ontology annotation, molecular function: calcium-dependent phospholipid binding. Gene Ontology annotation, biological process: cellular response to calcium ion.